GAUAAGUACCAUGACAGUGUACAGCCCGCAGCCAUCGGCACGUGCCGACUGCCAUGGGGUUCGAUAUACAUAGGAGUCUCUGGGACUACAACAUAGGUAAGUCAUCUCUUCAUUCUCAACUGCCACCAUCUCAGUAUGUCUCAUUUUAACGAGGAUUCAUAUCGUCUUCCGGAGGGCAUAAAGCGGAUUGCAUAUGAUGCUGAUACCCAGCAGUACACUUUCCGCGACCGCUCCGGUCAACUUUACCAGAAUCCCUCAGGAGAGACGUAUGGUGUUCUGAAACCUGUGUCAGCACCGUCCGCUCCUCGUCGCAGUGUGACCAUAACAGAACGCAGAGACCCUGCCCUCAUUCGUGCUCGCUCUGUCAAGCGCCCCGCAAAGACCUUCGAUGACUUCCUUCCCCGAGAAUACAUCACCAGCGCGGAGGAUUCCAAUUCUACACCCGGCUCUCCCAGCGAAGAUAUCCCGCGGGUGAACAGGAAUCGUACGCUACCAAAGGUCCCAAGAAUUGCGAAGGUUAUGCGGGCAAUGUCACCUCGCGAGUCGGAAGAUGAUGAUAAACACUACUUACUCGACGAUUGCCCUGCCAGUCCCACCUCAUACGCGACUCACGAUGAUGAUGAGAAAGGGUUGAGUCGCUCAAAUUCUAACGCGCCGUCUUUUUUGUCAUUGCCUAUGAUCGACACACAUAUUAAUUUGUCCAGUAUGAAUCAAACCUUUGUAUGAUUGUAAUUUGUCGGAAUCAUUGUAUCAUAUUUGUAGCACCACUGGACCAUUUUUGGAUAGGGACUGGUAAAAAAUCAAGUUCGUUUGACCUGGUGCUGACGUAUCUGUCCCGCUCAGCAUGUAGCACACAGAUUAAAGUGAUCAAGAGUCG
Suillus subalutaceus is the source of this 877-nucleotide messenger RNA. RefSeq lists its product as uncharacterized. Lineage: Eukaryota; Fungi; Basidiomycota; Agaricomycetes; Boletales; Suillaceae. The transcript is spliced from 3 exons. Bases 136 to 726 code for a protein of 196 amino acids. The record is from RefSeq and is a predicted model, not a curated record.